AUGGUGAACGUGGGAUUCCGGAUUUUAAAACAGCACAACCCUUAUCCAUCAAGAUUACAGGCAGAGAUUGUAGAAGUUAUAUCAAAGAAUAAGUUGAAGAAUUUUUGCAAGCUAAGUCAGUUUUCGAGAAGUCUUGUGGUUCCGGACCUUCGACAAAAAUUGUGUGGUGAACUUUUAAUUGAUGCUGGUGGUAGUUCAGGCGGUCAACAUGAGAAAGGUCACAAAGAUGAGAUUGGUCUCACCGUGGAUUUUGAUGUGAAUUUCGAUGGGGAUAAGGCAUUCGAAUUCUUUAUGGAUGAGGAGAAAAAAGGGGCCGAGAGCAAUUUAUCCGAGAUCGAAAAAUAUCUUCAAGCUACACGUGAAGAAGGUCGUACUCUUGACAUUUUGAUGUGGUGGAAUAUUGCUGGCCAAAAGUUUAAAAUCCUCUCUUUGAUGGCUCGGGAUAUCUUGGCUAUUCCCGUAACAACCGUUGCCUCGGAGUCUACUUUCAGCACAUCUGGUCGUGUGCUUGAUGGCUAUCGAAGUUCUUUGACUCUUAGAGUGGUGGAAGCUUUGAUUUGCGCUCAAGACUGGUUGAGAGUGGUUAACAAGCCGGUCAAUAUGGAGGAGUGCAUCGAGAACGCAGAAAAGUUCGAGUCGGCUAUGGAUGAUGCUUGUUCGGAGCUUACCGGUAAAUAGAGUUUACAAGUUGGUGGAAGGAAUAUAUGGUGAGAUUUUCAUUCACUAAUUUUCGCCUCGGUUUUUGCAUCUUAUUGGCUAAAGCCCGUGCUUAAAAAUCA
This is a messenger RNA of Rhodamnia argentea, 779 nucleotides long. RefSeq lists its product as uncharacterized. The transcript is spliced from 3 exons. Bases 1 to 678 code for a protein of 225 amino acids. Lineage: Eukaryota; Viridiplantae; Streptophyta; Magnoliopsida; Myrtales; Myrtaceae. The record is from RefSeq and is a predicted model, not a curated record. Gene Ontology annotation, molecular function: protein dimerization activity.